Molecule: messenger RNA, 1595 nt
Organism: Gossypium raimondii (Peruvian cotton)
Lineage: Eukaryota; Viridiplantae; Streptophyta; Magnoliopsida; Malvales; Malvaceae
Product: F-box protein At3g07870
Exons: 1
Coding region: 169-1443 (424 amino acids)
Molecular function (GO): protein binding
Source: RefSeq, a predicted model, not a curated record
UUCCAUACAAACACUAUUCAAUUUCCUUGUGGUUGCCGUCUCUCUCUCUCCUUUUUAUUUAUUUUUAUUUUUAUAUUAUUAUUCGUUUGAUCUUAUAAAAAGUCUACCAUGUUUAUCUUCAACCUUCCAUUUUGAUCAUCUCCCUAAAAACCCACUAUUUUGCAACCCAUGUGUGUUCUGAAUCUCUUACUAACUAUGGAUUUAGACGAUGAGAGGGUUUCAAAAAGAAGGAAAACCAUGCUUGAAGAUGAUCGUGGUGUUGGACAGCAGACGACAACUGAGAUGGAAACCCUUCCCCAUGAAAUCAUCGUCGACAUACUGUCAAGGUUGCCGAUCACAUCUUUGGUGCAAUUCAAGUUCGUAUGCAAAGGAUGGCGUGCUUUAGCUCAAGAUCCUCUCCUUGCUGAUAUGCAACUUUCCUGGAAAGCUCCGACCACUAAUCCAUGCCUCAUCCUUCACUGCGAUUUUCCCAUCCGAAACCAGCUCUAUUUCGUUGAUUUAUCGGUUCACAAUCACAAUAAGGACAAGGUAAAAAGAUUAUAUGUGCCUUUCCAGACAUCGAUGCCUGAAUUCGAUGUAGUUGGAACAUGCAAUGGUUUAUUAUGCUUGUCUGAUUCAUUAUACAACGAUGCACUUUAUGUUUACAACCCUUUCACCAUGGAUUUCAUGGAGCUGCCAAAGUCUAGACAAUAUUCAGAUCAGGAAGUAGUGUUCGGGUUCGGGUUCCAUCCGAAAACGAAGCAAUACAAGGUAGUUAAGAUAGUUUAUUAUAGGAACACUAGUAGUAGUAGCUACAGCCGUGCCCGAAGAGUGGUUUAUCCACAAUCAGAUGUUCAGGUAUUCACCCUUGGAACCUCUGCAUGGAGGAGUCUAGGGAAAGUAGCGUACCAGCUCAUAAGGCGACCCUCUGAGGCUUUGGUUAACGGAAGGCUUCAUUGGGUGAGUAGGCCCCGGAGAUAUUACCCAGCUCGCCGCCUUAUGUCAUUUGACUUAGAGGACGAACAAUUCCGGGAGGUCCCGAAACCUGAUUGCGGUGGCCUAAACAGGUGUAACUUCCAUUUGUGUGUUUUAAGAGGUUUUCUUGCAGCAGCUGUUUAUGGGAAUUAUGGGAAAUUGGAGAUAUGGGUUAUGAAGGAUUAUAAUGUGAAGGAGUCUUGGAUAAAAGAGUUCAGCAUUGGAGCUUAUAUGCCGAAAUGUUUGAAACAAAAUUUGGUCCGAGAUAGGCCAUUGAAGAUAUGGAAGAAUCCUUCAAAUGGUAAAGUUGUUCGACUUCUUUGCUUACUAGACAACGGUGAAAUCCUGUUGGAGUAUAAGAACAGGGUUAUAGUCUCCUAUGAUCCCAAGAAAGGGAAAUUUACGGAUCUUGUAUUUCAGGGAAUUCCUCAUUGGUUUCAAACAGUUGUUCAUGCGGGAAGCUUCAAUUGGAUCAACAGCCCUUCUUGAUUUCUGAAAAUUGCUGCAAAUCAAAAAGUCUAUAUAUUUCAAUGUAUGUUUGUACUUGUUGAAUCUACAUUUAUUUCUUACCUUCAUGCAUCUCAUUGUAAUUUAUGAAUGUUGUUAAUAUCCAAUCCAAAUUUAGCAACUUUAGAUAUGAA